AUGUCGCGUCUUUCUCUAUUAUUUUUUCUUCAGACAAAAUUACGAGAGAAUGUUGGAACAGAGCUACUAUCACAAACGACAAGCGUCUUGUUGCUGGUCGUUCUGGCGUUGGUCUCACUGUGGUGGUUGUUAACCCGACGGCCAUCAGGAGUACCUACAGGACCAGGAUUUGCUCUUCCGGUGCUGGGUCAUCUGCAUCUUCUGUUGGGGUCAGAUCCUCGUCAAACGUUUGCUAAAUGGCGACGACAGUACGGUGAUGUGUUCAGUCUGUACAUGGGCAGCCAACUGGUGGUGGUGCUCAACGGCUACAGGAUCAUCAAAGAUGUGUUGGUCAAACAAGCCGACUCCUUCUCCGACAGACCUCGCUUUCCGCUCGCAAAAAGUCUUAAAAGCGAAGGUAUUCUCGACAGCUCUGGUCCUGUCUGGAAAGCUCAGCGAAAGACAGCCUUAGAGAUCUUGCGAGAGUUUGGCAUGGGUAAGAACAUCUUGGCUGAAAAGAUCCAGGAGGAGGUGGAAGAGUAUAUCAAAGCCAUGGCAGAGAAGAAAGGUCAACCCCAUGACCUGGCCCGAAUGACACAGGUCAGUGUGUCCAACAACAUCUGCUCCAUCGUCUUUGGCAAACGUUUUGAGUACGAGGACCCUGUCUUCAAGCGCUAUGUGCAAGCUAUCGACGAGAACAUUAAAGGAGGGACAUUAUCAUCCCUCACGCAAACGUUUCCCCUCUUGCGAUUUGUUCCUGGGGAUUUGUUUGGUGUGAGGAAAUUGUUUGAAAAUGCGGCUAUGAUUCUGAACACGCUCGUCAAACCGUUCAUUGACAGCCAUAUGGAAGACUACAAUGAGAAUUCUGUGGACGAUUUCAUCAGCGCCUAUCUGAGGGAGAUGGAAAAAGUAAAAGAAAGCCAACGGCUAAAUUUAUCAAUGGUAUGUAAUGAUGUUAAAUUUUUAAAAGAUAUUUUUCACAAUUAUCUUUGUGAGGUGUUAGACAAGUGUUACGAGGAGAUCCACAGAGUUAUCGGGACUGAGCGAGCGCCUAACAUGCGCGACAAACCCGAGCUGGUCUACCUGGAGGCCACCAUCUUGGAGGUUAUGCGAUACGGGUGCAUCGUACCCAUUGUAGGACGAGCUGCCUCGUGUGACAACCAAUUGGAAGGAUACACGAUCCCAAAAAACACAGUCAUUCUCUCUAAUCUGCAUUCUGUCCUGUACGCACCGGAGGUGUGGGGGGAUCCUGAGAACUUCCGUCCGGAGAGGUUCAUCGGACAAGACGGCAAGGUUAUACGCUUUGAGGAGCUGAUUCCAUUCUCCAUGGGCCGGCGAGUGUGUCUGGGGGAAUCGUUGGCGAGGAUGGAGCUGUUCCUGUACCUGGCCGCCAUGAUACAGCGCUUCCGCUUCCUGCCACCGGAAACUGGUGAACUGCCAUCUUUGCAAGGAAUUCUUGGCAUUGUGGAUGUUCCAAAACGUUACAUGGUGCGCGCUGUCCUCAGAAACUUGGCCGUCAUCAGGCAAAGUUAUGAUUCUUCCGACACCAACGGCGAUGGAGUUGUGGAGCUGUCAGAAGUGAGAUCCUUUUUCACCAGAGAAGACGCUAAUGGGGAUGGAUAUAUUACCUUCCAAGAGUACAGUGAUGCCAGACCCCCGGAGACACCCCAAGAAAAUCUGCACAAGUUGUUCCAAUACUAUGACAAACUGGACGGCUCGUUGGACGGGAAGGUGUCUGUGUCUGUUGUUCUCGUCAUUUUCAAACGCAUGGACACUAACAGAGUGAUGAAUGGUGAAAGGUGGUUGAUGGUGGUAGAGCAGACAAAGAAUCGAGGACAAAAUUACGAGAGAAUGUUGGGAACAGAGCUACUAUCACAAACGACAAGCGUCUUGUUGCUGGUCGUUGUGGCGUUGGUCUCACUGUGGUGGUUGUUAACCCGGCGGCCAUCAGGAGUGCCUACAGGACCAGGAUUUGCUCUUCCGGUGCUGGGUCAUCUGCAUCUUCUGUGGGGGUCAGAUCCUCGUCAAACGUUUGCUAAAUGGCGACGAAAGUACGGUGAUGUGUUCAGUCUGUACAUGGGCAGCCAACUGGUGGUGGUGCUCAACGGCUACAGGAUCCUCAAAGAUGUGUUGGUCAAACAAGCCGACUCCUUCUCCGACAGACCUCGCCUUACGCUCGCAAAAAGUCUUAAAAGCGAAGGUAUUCUCGACAGCUCAGGUCCUGUCUGGAAAGCUCAGCGAAAGACAGCCUUAGAGAUCUUGCGAGAGUUUGGCAUGGGCAAGAACAUCUUGGCUGAAAAGAUCCAGGAGGAGGUGGAAGAGUAUAUCAAAGCCAUGGCAGAGAAGAAAGGUCAACCCCAUGACCUGGCCCGAAUGACACAGGUCAGUGUGUCCAACAACAUCUGCUCCAUCGUCUUUGGCAAACGUUUUGAGUACGAGGACCCUGUCUUCAAGCGCUAUGUGCAAGCUAUCGACGAGAACGUUAAAGGAGGGACAUUAUCAUCUCUCACGCAAACGUUUCCCCUCUUGCGGUUUGUUCCUGGGGAUUUGUUUGGUGUGAGGAAAUUGUUUGAAAAUGCUGCUAUGGUUCUGAACACGCUCGUCAAACCGUUCAUUGACAGCCAUAUGGAAGACUACAAUGAGAAUUCUGUGGACGAUUUCAUCAGCGCCUAUCUGAGGGAGGUGGAAAAAGUAAAAGCGGAGCCAACGGCUAAAUUUAUCAAUGAGGUAAACUUGAGGAAAGUUGUUUUCGACUUGUUCGCGGCGGGAACCGAGACAACAUCGACAUCCAUCCGCUGGACCAUCGCCUACUUCCUUCACCACCCUGAUGUGCAGGAAAAGUGUUACGAGGAGAUCCACAGAGUUGUUGGAACUGAACGAGCGCCUAACAUGCGCGACAAACCCGAGCUGGUCUACCUGGAGGCCACCAUCUUGGAAGUUAUGCGAUACGGGUGCAUCGUACCCAUUGUAGGACGAGCUGCCUCGUGUGACAACCAAUUGGAAGGAUACACGAUCCCAAAGAAUACAGUCAUUCUCUCUAAUCUGCAUUCUGUCCUGUACGCACCGGAGGUGUGGGGGGAUCCUGAGAACUUCCGUCCGGAGAGGUUCAUCGGACAAGACGGCAAGGUUAUACGCUUUGAGGAGCUGAUUCCAUUCUCCAUGGGCCGGCGUGUGUGUCUGGGGGAAUCGUUGGCGAGGAUGGAGCUGUUCCUGUACCUGGCCGCCAUGAUACAGCGCUUCCGAUUCCUGCCACCGGAAACUGGAGAACUGCCAUCUUUGCAAGGAAUUCUUGGCAUUGUGGAUGUUCCAAAGCGUUACAUGGUGCGCGCUGUCCUCAGAAAGUGAUAAAAUAUCUCCGGAAACACACAGAGACAAUCGCUGAUGAUAUUUGUUUGGAAUGUUAGAGGUUUGAGUAGGGGGGAAACAAGAUAUUUUAAUGAGAGAUUCACAAUAUUUAACAUCAUGUCUUAAGUAUGGACAUUCUACUUACUAUGAAGUACUUGAUAUCUGUUGUUCUAGUUGGUACAAGUUGCUUAUGAAUGAAAACAUCUUAUUAUUUACACAUAAAUAAUAGGAUGAAACUAAGUUGGUGCAUAUUUCACUAUUACAAAACUUCUCUACAUUUAGCUAAUGUCUAAUAAUUAGUAUACAAUUAAUAUACAGAUGCAAUGCCUUAAUAUACACAGAUUGAUAAUAUACAGAGAUAUAUAGAUAUAGACCUAUUUAUUACAGUCUGCUGAAUUAUAUGUUUACGCUGCAAUAUAAUGGUGAUAACAGUUGGCAUAAAUGUGUAUUCUACAUAUUUAGAGGUCGUAAUCCCGGCAUUUCACAACUAAUAUAGGCAUUAUAAUUUUUAAUUUUUGAAGGCCUUUGCUAUAAGUCUGGCUAGCGUAAUUUUAGUUCUGUCAUAUUUACAAGAAAGAUAUUCACCAAAAGUUGUCCUCUGGCGGUAGGAAACAAUUAGAUGAUAAAUUUCAUUGCUUUUUUUUCAUCUACAUAUGUGGGUAUUUGAGGAGAAAAUGGUAUUCGUCUUCAUCAUCUCAUUUACACGAAGGGCAGGUCUCGUGUUGGUUAUCAUUUAGAAACCAUAUUUUCUGGUUGCUUAGUCCGCAUACUGAACCUAGCAAGCACCAUCUUAUGCCAUCUAUUUGUAACAAUUCUAACACUUGUUUGCUCAACUACACUUUUAAAUUCUCGAUACCAAGCGUAUUUUCUAUUUCGAAUGAUGAAUGCAAGUUUUGUAUAAAAUAGAUGCAGUUACUAAUCAUACCCAUUCCAAAGAAACAGCAAAAAGUGCCAGAACUACGGAAAAAUGAUGCUGAAAUCAAUCUAGAAUCAGCAUCAUCGCUGAGAAACUGCUAGAAAAAAACAGGCUGGCUUCAGAAGAGGCCGAAACUCAGUUGAACAGUUAAUGUACAUGUAUUAAAAAAUUCCAAAUCCUCCGGAAAAAAAUCUUUUAUCUAUUUAGUGUACGUGUAUUUCAAAUAAAAGCGUGUUUGACUUUU
Molecule: messenger RNA, 4484 nt
Organism: Pomacea canaliculata
Lineage: Eukaryota; Metazoa; Mollusca; Gastropoda; Architaenioglossa; Ampullariidae
Exons: 11
Coding region: 1-3324 (1107 amino acids)
Biological process (GO): xenobiotic metabolic process
Cellular component (GO): intracellular membrane-bounded organelle; cytoplasm
Molecular function (GO): heme binding; iron ion binding; calcium ion binding
Source: RefSeq, a predicted model, not a curated record